GUGAGAGAGAGAGAGAGAGAGAGAGAGAGAGAAAGUGCAGCAGAUCAGCACAAAAGUAGAGAGCUAAAGAACAAAGAAACCCAAAAGAUACCCAAUAAAGUGCCAAGGAAAAGGAAAGGCUUUAGUUGAAUCAAUUUUUGUUUAGGAUAAAAAGGGUUCUUCUUCACCGUUCUUCUCUCCCUCAAAGCCUGUGGCAGAAAACCUACCCACCCUCCCAAUUGAAAGAGACUCUAAUAUCUGUAUUAGAUUGGAGAUAGCUAGAGAGAACUAGUCCAACUUCUUUCUUUCUCUGUUACUUUGGCUUUUCUUUUCUUCUUUUUCUUUCUUCUUUUUUUUUUUUUUCCUGUUUUUAUACCAUCUUCCACUAACACAAGAGAUAGAGUAUAGAGCACUGAAAAGUCCAUCCAUUCAAUUCCCAUUUAACAACAUAUCAAAGCAAGAACAAGCUCUGUCUCUUACAUUCUUCUUUUUUGGCCUUGUUCGUAUUCCUUUUUUCACUCUUCUUCUCUCUUUACAAAAGUAUAAACCCAGUUUCCGUAUCCUUUUUUUUUGUUUUGCUUCCAAUUCUCGUUUUCUUUUUAUCUUUACAUCAAGAAAGCAAGUCGUCACAUCAUCACCAUGAAAACUCCCUCAAAGAAAUAGAAGUUCAAUCUAAUAUUUUGUCCAGAAAGAACAUGUGUGGAUUGAAAGAAGAAGAUCAAGGCGAGUGUUCUCAGACUAUUCAUAACUUACAAGGCUACCAAGAACAGCUACUUCUUCAACAAAUGCAACACCAACACCAACAGCAAACUAGUGACAUGUAUGGUGGAGCUAGAGGAGGAUCGUCAGGGUUGAUUUUCCCUGAAGUUUCACCAAUCCUACCGUGGCCUCUCCCUCCAGUCCACUCUUUCAACCCGGCCAUGACCCAAUUCCCUUCCAACCCGGUACAUCAUCACCAUCAUCAUCGUGAUCACCACGACCCAUUUCUUAUCCCUCCUCCAGUGCCAUCAUCAUAUGGUAAUCUAUUCAACAGAAGAGCUCCUGCUCUGCAAUUUGCAUAUGAUGGUUCAUCAAGUCAUGAUCAUCUUAGAAUCAUAACCGACACUCUUGGACCGGUUGUUCAGCCCGGUUCAGCUCCUUUUGGCUUGCAAGCUGAGUUAGGGAAGAUGACCGCCCAAGAAAUCAUGGAUGCUAAGGCGCUUGCUGCUUCAAAGAGUCACAGUGAGGCUGAGAGGAGAAGAAGAGAGAGAAUCAAUAACCAUCUUGCGAAGCUACGCAGCUUACUACCUAGCACCACCAAAACGGACAAAGCUUCUUUACUAGCGGAGGUGAUCCAACAUGUUAAAGAACUUAAACGCCAAACUUCUUUGAUAGCCGAAACAAGUCCAGUACCGACUGAAAUCGAUGAGCUAACAGUGGAUGCAUCAGACGAAGAUGGUAAAUUCAUAAUAAAAGCUUCACUUUGCUGUGAAGAUAGGUCUGAUCUUUUGCCUGACCUAAUAAAAACCUUGAAAGCACUGAGGUUAAGAACACUAAAAGCUGAGAUAACAACACUUGGUGGUCGUGUAAAGAAUGUUUUAUUCAUAACUGGAGAAGAAGACUCCUCAAGUAAUAGCAAUGAAGAAGAUCAACAACAGCAACCACAGUAUUCUAUAAGUUCAAUUCAAGAAGCAUUGAAAGCAGUCAUGGAGAAGAGUGGCGGUGAUGAAUCUUCCUCAGGGAGUGUUAAAAGACAAAGAACCAAUAUCAAUGUCCUUGAUCAACAACAGCAGCAGCAGCAGCAGCACAGGUCUCUAUAAUUUUACUAAAGAGUUCCUUAUUAUGUUUUCUUUUCUUUAUUUUUCUUGGCAUUCUUCUUCUUCUUCUUCUUCUUCUUCUUUUUACUUUGCUUGUGGGGUGUCUUCUUUUUCGUGUGUUUUGGUGUAAUUGUUUCUUGGUCAGGUAAUGAUGGUGUGUUUUGUGUACUUGCAUAUCACUCCAAAAUAUAUACAAAUAUAUAUAGGAAGUGUAGAGAGAGUGAGAGAACAUAUAUAUGGAUUGUGCGGUUGGUAUUA
Messenger RNA from Ricinus communis (castor bean), 2033 nucleotides. RefSeq names its product transcription factor bHLH30. The record is from RefSeq and is a predicted model, not a curated record. The coding region runs from base 675 to 1778 and encodes 367 amino acids. Gene Ontology annotation, biological process: regulation of DNA-templated transcription. NCBI's taxonomy places the organism in Eukaryota, Viridiplantae, Streptophyta, Magnoliopsida, Malpighiales, Euphorbiaceae. The transcript is spliced from 2 exons. Gene Ontology annotation, molecular function: DNA-binding transcription factor activity; protein dimerization activity.